Molecule: messenger RNA, 2203 nt
Organism: Pongo pygmaeus (Bornean orangutan)
Lineage: Eukaryota; Metazoa; Chordata; Mammalia; Primates; Hominidae
Gene: KPNA2
Product: karyopherin subunit alpha 2
Exons: 11
Coding region: 360-1949 (529 amino acids)
Biological process (GO): protein import into nucleus
Cellular component (GO): cytoplasm
Molecular function (GO): nuclear import signal receptor activity; protein binding
Source: RefSeq, a predicted model, not a curated record
GCCCGGCCGCUCCCUCACCGCCCGGCCGCUCCCUCAUCUCGCGAUGCCAUCCUCAUUUUUUUUUCUUUUUUUCUUCCCCCGGCCCCCACUCGCCCCCAAGCCCUAUGACUCCCUCCCCUCCCAACGUGUUUUUCAAAUCCACCAAUGGGCACACAGCUUAGGCUCGAACCAGCCAAUCGGAAUGCGGAGUCACCGGGAAAUUUAAAUCGCGCCGGCCGGCUGCACGAGCCACACGGUCUUUGAGCUGAGUCGAGUUGGACGCUUUGAGCGCAGUCGAGCCACAGCCGCUGAUUCCCCCCGCAUCGCCUCCCGUGGAAGCCCAGGCCCACUUCGCAGCUUUCUCCCUUUGUCUCAUAACCAUGUCCACCAACGAGAAUGCUAAUACACCAGCUGCCCGUCUUCACAGAUUCAAGAACAAGGGAAAAGACAGUACAGAAAUGAGGCGUCGCAGAAUAGAGGUCAACGUGGAGCUGAGGAAAGCUAAGAAGGAUGAACAGAUGCUGAAGAGGAGAAACGUAAGCUCAUUUCCUGAUGAUGCUACUUCUCCGCUGCAGGAAAACCGCAACAACCAGGGCACUGUAAAUUGGUCUGUUGAUGACAUUGUCAAAGGCAUAAAUAGUAGCAAUGUGGAAAAUCAGCUCCAAGCUACUCAAGCUGCCAGGAAACUACUUUCCAGAGAAAAACAGCCCCCCAUAGACAACAUAAUCCGGGCUGGUUUGAUUCCGAAAUUUGUGUCCUUCUUGGGCAGAACUGAUUGUAGUCCCAUUCAGUUUGAAUCUGCUUGGGCACUCACUAACAUUGCUUCUGGGACAUCAGAACAAACCAAGGCUGUGGUAGAUGGAGGUGCCAUCCCAGCAUUCAUUUCUCUGUUGGCAUCUCCCCAUGCUCACAUCAGUGAACAAGCUGUCUGGGCUCUAGGAAACAUUGCAGGUGAUGGCUCAGUGUUCCGAGACUUGGUUAUUAAAUAUGGUGCAGUUGACCCACUGUUGGCUCUCCUUGCAGUUCCUGAUAUGUCAUCUUUAGCAUGUGGCUACUUACGUAAUCUUACCUGGACACUUUCAAAUCUUUGCCGCAACAAGAAUCCUGCACCCCCGAUAGAGGCUGUUGAGCAGAUUCUUCCUACCUUAGUUCGGCUCCUGCAUCAUGAUGAUCCAGAAGUAUUAGCAGAUACCUGCUGGGCUAUUUCCUACCUUACUGAUGGUCCAAAUGAACGAAUUGGCAUGAUCGUGAAAACAGGAGUUGUGCCCCAACUUGUGAAGCUUUUAGGAGCUUCUGAAUUGCCAAUUGUGACUCCUGCCCUAAGAGCCAUAGGGAAUAUUGUCACUGGUACAGAUGAACAGACUCAGGUUGUGAUUGAUGCAGGAGCACUCGCCGUCUUUCCCAGCCUGCUCACCAACCCCAAAACUAACAUUCAGAAGGAAGCUACAUGGACAAUGUCAAACAUCACAGCUGGCCGCCAGGACCAGAUACAGCAAGUUGUGAAUCAUGGAUUAGUCCCAUUCCUUGUCAGUGUUCUCUCUAAGGCAGAUUUUAAGACACAAAAGGAAGCUGUAUGGGCCGUGACCAACUAUACCAGUGGUGGAACAGUUGAACAGAUUGUGUACCUUGUUCAUUGUGGCAUAAUAGAACCGUUGAUGAACCUCUUAACUGCAAAAGAUACCAAGAUUAUUCUGGUUAUCCUGGAUGCCAUUUCAAAUAUCUUUCAGGCUGCUGAGAAACUAGGUGAAACUGAGAAACUUAGUAUAAUGAUUGAAGAAUGUGGAGGCUUAGACAAAAUUGAAGCUCUACAAAACCAUGAAAAUGAGUCUGUGUAUAAGGCUUCGUUAAGCUUAAUUGAGAAGUAUUUCUCUGUAGAGGAAGAGGAAGAUCAAAACGUUGUGCCAGAAACUACCUCUGAAGGCUACACCUUCCAAGUUCAGGAUGGGGCUCCUGGGACCUUUAACUUUUAGACCAUGUAGCUGAGACAUAAAUUUGUUGUGUACUACGUUUGGUAUUUUGUCUUAUUGUUUCUCUACUAAGAACUCUUUUUUAAAUGUGGUUUGUUACUGCAGCACUUUUUACACUGAAACUAUACUUGAACAGUUCCAACUGUACGUACUGUAUGAAGCUUGUCCUCUGACCAGGUUUCUUAUUUCUAUGUGGAAUUUCCUAUCUUGCAGCAUCCUGUAAAUAAACCUUCAAGUCCACCCUUUUCUUGACUUCA